Oryza brachyantha (malo sina) is the source of this 1800-nucleotide messenger RNA. Its product is annotated as protochlorophyllide-dependent translocon component 52, chloroplastic-like. The record is from RefSeq and is a predicted model, not a curated record. Gene Ontology annotation, molecular function: chlorophyllide a oxygenase activity; 2 iron, 2 sulfur cluster binding. NCBI's taxonomy places the organism in Eukaryota, Viridiplantae, Streptophyta, Magnoliopsida, Poales, Poaceae. The transcript has 7 exons. Bases 36 to 1634 code for a protein of 532 amino acids.
CGUUGCGCCGCGCUCCGGCUCCCCACGCGGAAGCCAUGGAUCCACUCCCCCUCCUCCUGCGCCCCCGCGCGCGCCCUGCGCUCCCCCUCCGCGACGGCGUCCCCCGGGUGGCGCCACCUCGACGGACGUGGAGGCGCGCCGCCGCCAGCGGCGGCGGCGCUCGGCGGCGGCUGACGUCUGUGGCGGCAGUGGCGGCCGACACGCCGCGGGCGGAGGAGGCGCCGUCGCCGUCGCCGUCGGGGGAGGAGCGGUUCGACUGGCUGGACCAGUGGUACCCGGUGGCGCCCGUCUGCGACCUCGACCCGAGCUCGCCGCACGGGAAGACGGUGCUGGGCCUCCGCAUCGUCGCCUGGUUCGACCGUACCACCGGCGGCGACGGGGCCGGCGAGUGGCGCGUGUUCGACGACGCGUGCCCGCACCGCCUCGCGCCGCUCUCCGAGGGCCGCGUUGACGACAAGGGCCGGCUCCAGUGCGUCUACCAUGGCUGGUGCUUCGACGGCCGCGGCUCCUGCCAGUUCAUCCCGCAGGCCCCCGCCCUCGGCCCACCCGUGCACAAGAACAGCAAGGCGUGCGUGGCGUCGUACCCGUGCGUGGUGCAGAACAACAUCCUGUGGUUCUACCCGAGGUCGGAGCCGGAGCACAGCGACGUGCUGCGGAGGAAGCGGCCACCAUUCAUCCCGGAGAUCGACGACCCGUCCUUCGUCACCGUCUACGGCGUCAGGGACCUCCCCUACGGGUACGACGUGUUGGUGGAGAACCUCAUGGACCCUGCUCACGUCCCCUACGCGCACAAGGGCCUGAUGCGCAUCCGCAAGAAGGAAGAUCCAGGCAGAGUUGAGUUCGACAAGGAAGGCGGCGGCCCGAUCAAGAUGAUGAUAGAGGAGGCCAACAUCGAGGGGUUCCGGUCGCCGCAAGAAAGAGGCUACUUCAAGUUUGUCGCGCCCUGCACCUUCUACGGCUCGCCGCUACGCACCGAGACAGAGGAUGAUGAGGGCAAGAAGAAGAAGAAGCAGCCCACGGUAAUGCUGGUGUUCUUGUGCAUCCCAGUGGCACCGGGAAGGAGCAGGUUGGUCUGGGCGUUCCCGCGUAACGUCGGCGUCUGGCUGGACAAGAUCAUACCACGCUGGUACUACCACAUCGGGCAGAACUCCAUCUUGGAUUCCGACAUCUACCUGCUCCAUAUUGAGGAGCGCAAUUUUGCCGCGGUUGGCCUUGAUAACUGGGAGAAGGCUUGCUAUGUUCCCACAUCAUCCGACAACAUGAUCAUCAGCUUUCGGAACUGGUUCAGAAAAUACUGCAAGCAUCAGGUUGGAUGGGCAACCCCAAUGGUUAAUCAGCUGCCACCAACUCCAACCAAAGAUCAGCUCAUGGAGAGGUACUGGUCGCAUGUGAUGCAGUGCACGAGCUGCAGCGCCGCUCUGAAGUGGAUGAGGUCGCUGGAGGUCGCCUUGCAGGUUGCGUCGGUUGCCGUCGUCGGGUUCCUCGCCGUUGCCAAGGAGACGCUGGUCACCUCGGUUGUCCAGAGAGCCGCCGUCGUGGCGGCGGCCGUGCUGUGCUUCGCUGCCUCCCGCUGGCUUGCCAACUUCAUCGAGAAGAACUUCUAUUUCCAGGACUACGUCCACGCUCACAAGUGAUCACCCAUGCAUCCUGGAAACCUGCCCCCAUUUUUGGGAAUAAUUAUUUUUUUAUAUUUUUGUUGCUAGGAAUUCCUAGCUUGUAAUUGAGCAGCUUAAAAAUUGUAUAGAAAACAAAACCCUCGAUAAGAUAGCAUCUGUAUAUACAAAUAGUCAUCCUUCAAAC